AUGGAAACUAUUUACAGCCGUUAUUAUGAUAUCGUUUGUAAAAUAUCAUCUCUCACUGGUAUGUGGCCAUAUUUAAAGCCAAAAACAAGAAUAUUUCGUAUAGCUUUGUUAACUAUAAUCUUGUUAACUAUACUGAUACCACAGAUAGCAUAUCAAUUUAUGUGCAAGAAAAGCUUGCAUUGCACCUUUCAGGCGAUGACAGCGUAUUUAUUAUCAUUUGUCGCUCUAUUGAAGGUGUUCACCUUCCAAUUCAACAUUCAUACAAUUAAAGAUCUUACUCAACACUUGCUCUGCGAUUGGAAAGAAUUAAAUACUUAUGAAGAAUACGAAAUUAUGAAGUCCUACGCUGCGAAUGGUAGACGAUUCUCUUUGAUAUAUUCUGUAUAUUGCUUCGCAGCGAUAAUUAUAUUCAUGUCAAUGUCCCUUAUUCCACAUACGCUCGAUAUCAUAUUGCCUCUUAACGAAUCCCGUCCCGUAUUACCGCCAUAUCGAGGAUACUACUUCGUAGACAUCCGAGAACAUUUUUUUCAAAUAUUCUGGCAUGCCAUCGUGGCCUGGGAAAUUGUUAUAGCCGGUAUAAUUGCCCAUGAUUGCUUGUUUGUAACUUACGUCGAGCAUGUUUGUAGCAAAUUUGCUAUAACUGGAUAUGCGCAACUUCUUGAAGAUACAUUUACUAUACCUUUCGCUAUGCAGAUAUUCAUAGUAACGGUAGGAAUGAGCAUUACUUUACUGCAAAUUACACAGGAUAAAAGCAAUAUCUUAGAAGCAACAAGAUACGUGUUCUAUAUCAUUGGCCAACUGAUUCAUUUAUUUUUUCUUAGUUUCGAAGGACAAAGACUGAUAGAUCACAGCCUUCAGAUACGCGAUAAGAUGUAUAACAGCUCCUGGUAUAAAGCAUCCAUGAAAUUACAAAAGAUAAUCAUGCUAGUGAUGAUGAAGAGUCUUUAUCCGAGUUUCUUAAGCGCAGGAAAAGUUUACAUUUUCUCUCUACAGACCUUCACUAUGGUUCUACAAACCUCGAUGUCGUACUUUACAGUACUCGCGUCCUUUUAA
Messenger RNA from Mycetomoellerius zeteki, 1053 nucleotides. RefSeq lists its product as uncharacterized. Gene Ontology annotation, biological process: detection of chemical stimulus involved in sensory perception of smell; sensory perception of smell. Gene Ontology annotation, cellular component: plasma membrane. The record is from RefSeq and is a predicted model, not a curated record. NCBI's taxonomy places the organism in Eukaryota, Metazoa, Arthropoda, Insecta, Hymenoptera, Formicidae. Gene Ontology annotation, molecular function: odorant binding; olfactory receptor activity. The transcript is spliced from 8 exons. Bases 1 to 1053 code for a protein of 350 amino acids.